This is a messenger RNA of Ahaetulla prasina, 4747 nucleotides long. RefSeq names its product F-box and WD repeat domain containing 2 (gene FBXW2). Gene Ontology annotation, molecular function: protein binding. The transcript is spliced from 8 exons. NCBI's taxonomy places the organism in Eukaryota, Metazoa, Chordata, Lepidosauria, Squamata, Colubridae. The record is from RefSeq and is a predicted model, not a curated record. The coding region runs from base 1008 to 2372 and encodes 454 amino acids.
AUUUACCCAAAUGGGUAGCCCCACUUUUUUAUUUUUUAUUUUUAAAUCUCAUUUCUGAAUCCUAACUGAAAUAACUAAACUCUUGAAAAAAUAAAACCAGCUAUUGAACGUCCCCGUUUCAUUUAGGCAGGUUCUGGAGAUGCGUUAGUAACUGUGGCUGUUAGAGAAAAACCAGGCCUAUAAGAGAUAUAUUUAAUUUAGCCCUAAAUUAGAGACCUUCGGAGGUUGGGGGGGGGUCUUUGGUGCUCUCUUGAGCUUGGCUUGUUAGUUUCACGGCCCAACUAGGGUCCCAUCCUCAGGGCCUUCCCUGAUGUUUUGGGGUUGAAUCCAGAUGUUCCCCAGGCAGCCAGAGGCCGAUCGUUGUAGAGCGACGUAUCUGGAGGAUCAUAGAUCACCUGAGCCAAGGCAUACUUUAGGAGAGCUUGAUGGGUCUCUUGAGGAGCCUAUGGCGGCCUUGGUUACUGAUACGAGUCUUUGUGAUUUGAACAGGAGAAAUGGCCACAGAGGAAAGGCAGGCCCUGCUCGGUUCCAAGGAGCAGAAGGAGAAUUGGCAGCAACCCACUGAGCACCAUCCAAUCACAGACAACUAUCUAAGAUCUUAAGGGAUUCCCUGCAGUUGUUAAGUUAGCGACACGUUGUUCGAGCGACACGUCGUUGAGUGAAUCCGGCUUCUCCCUAUUGCCUUGGCUUGUCAGAAGGCUGCAAAAGGGGAUCCCGUGACCCUAGGACACCGCAAUCGUACCAUAUAUCUGAACCAGUUGUCAAGCGUCCCGGUUUUGGUCAUGUGACCGUGGGGAUGCUGCAGUGGUGGUAUUCAGCCGGUUCGAUCCGGUUCGGGAAAACCGGUUGCAGCGGCUGCAGGUGGCUCUGCCAACCCUCCUGGACAUAAUCAUGUCCCAUUUAUCCACGUUUUUGACACUGCGCAUGUGUGGAGGAGGUGCGUGCGCGCAAAGCGUGCACACUCACAUUUGCGAAAUGGUAGCGAAGGUAAAUGUUUCCAAUACCUUAUGGAGAGAAAGGAGUUUGAAGCAUGGCUUGAUAAUCUUUCUGUCACGUUUCUCUCUCUGCUGGACUUGCAGAAAAAUGAGGCACUGGAUCACCUGAUUGCCUUGAGCGGGGCCGCUCAGCUCAAGCACCUCUCCAACAACCUCGAGGCGCUUCUCAAACGGGACUUCCUCAAACUGCUCCCGUUGGAGCUGAGUUUCUAUUUGCUAAAAUGGCUCGACCCUCAGACCUUACUCACCUGUUGCCUCGUCUCUAAGCAAUGGAACAAGGUCAUCAGUGGCUGCCUGGAGGUGUGGCAGACGGCCUGUCGGAACCUCGGCUGGCAGAUCGACGACUCGGUUCAAGAGGCCCUGCACUGGAAAAAGGUCUACUUGAAGGCCAUCCUGAGGAUGAAGCAGUUGGAGAACCACGAGGCGUUUGAGACCUCCUCGUUGAUUGGACACAGUGCCAGGGUUUACGCACUUUACUAUAAAGAUGGACUCCUUUGCACAGGCUCAGACGACUUGUCGGCCAAGCUAUGGGAUGUGAGCACGGGUCAGUGCGUCUACGGCAUCCAGACCCACACCUGCGCGACGGUCAAGUUCGAUGAGCAGAAGCUGGUCACCGGCUCGUUCGAUAACACCGUAGCCUGCUGGGAAUGGAGCUCGGGAGCCAAGACCCAGCAUUUCCGAGGCCACACCGGGGCAGUUUUCAGUGUGGAUUACAACGAUGAACUGGAUAUCCUGGUCAGCGGCUCAGCGGAUUUCACAGUGAAGGUGUGGGCCUUAUCGACCAGCGUCUGCCUCAACACGUUGACCGGACACACGGAGUGGGUCACAAAGGUGGUCUUACAAGAGAGCCAAGUCAAAUCUCUCAUGCAUAGCCCUGGAGAUUACAUUCUUUUAAGUGCGGAUAAAUAUGAAAUCAAGAUCUGGCCAAUUGGACGAGAGAUCAACUGCAAAUGUUUGAAAACCUUGACCGUUUCUGAGGACCGGAGCAUCUCUCUGCAGCCUCGGCUCCACUUCGAUGGGAAAUACAUUGUGUGCAGCUCGGCGAUCGGGCUGUACCAGUGGGACUUCGCCAGCUACGAUAUCCUUAGGGUUAUCAAACCACCUGAAUUUGCAAACCUGUCCCUGCUGGGCUUCGGUGACAUUUUCGCCCUUCUGUUUGAUAAUCAUUACCUGUACAUCAUGGACCUGAGGACAGAGAAAAUGAUCAGCCGUUGGCCGCUGCCGGAAUAUCGGAAGUCGAAGCGGGGUUCGAGCUUCCUGGCGGGAGAAAUGGCUUGGCUGGAUGGCUUGGACGGUCAAAACGAUAUGGGCUUGGUAUUUGCUACCAGCAUGCCGGACCACAGUAUCCACCUGGUUUUGUGGAAGGAACAUGACUGAACUCCAGCGGACGGACUCUGGGAGGUGGAUUUAUAUAUAUAUAUAUAUAUAUAUAAAUAUAUAUAUUAAAAUAAUAAUAAUUAAAGAAAAAAAGAGACCGGAGACUGCCAGCAACGAAUCCGAGGGACGAUGCUUUGCAUGAACCAAAGUUAACACGAGGUUUCAUCCUGCAACGCACAAUCGUUUUGUGGUUUGUUUUGUUUUUUGUUUGUUUUUUUAUCAUUUCACACACACACACACCCCCGAUGCCAUUUUGGAGAGGAGGGGGACGGAGAAGAUGAACCAAGCCCCCUCCCAACACACACACACACACACACAAAGAAGCCUGUUAAAUUUCUUUUUCUCAGAAUGAAGGUAUAUCAGCAGCUUGACUGUUUCCACCGUUGGCUUUCUCUCUCUCACACACACACACACACAUAUAUAUCUAUAUAUAUAUUCGUGUUCAAAUAUAUCCAUUUGAGCAUAUUUUGUGACUGGUUUGGGGUUUCUUGGGGGUUGGCAGGAGAUAAAAACAACAACGGUUCAAGGCCAGCCUAUGGAAAUCCAUUUCUUUCUUCCCACUUCCUGUUUGGAGGGGGGAAAAAAUUUAAUUCGCUUGAUCUUUUUUGUUGGUUGGUUGGUUUUUAAACCGGCUCUGAUUCCCCGCCAUUAUGUAAGAUUUGAAUACUGGUAGUCCUUGACACGAAUACUGGUAGUCCUUGACACGCAACUGAGCCCCGAAUCUCUGUGGCUUGAGUGAGACAGUUGAUGAAUGAAUUUUGCCAGUUUUUUUUACCACCUUUCUUGCCAAGGGUUGUUAAGUGAAUCGCUGCGCUUGUUGAGUUAGUCCCACGGCUGUUAAGUGAAUCGGGCUUCUUCCCCCAUUGACUUUGCUUGUCGGAAGGUCGCCAAAAGGGGAACACACAGCAACAGUCGUAAAGUACCGGUCAGUUGCCAAGCAUUUGGAUUUUGAUGGCGUGUACGUGGGGGAUGCUGCAGCGGUCGUAAAGAUGAGUCGGUUGCCAAGGGCGCGAAUUUUGAUCACUUGACCAUGGAGAUGCUGCAACGGGGCGCGGGGGGCAUUGAAUUAUGGGUGUGGGCACAGGCACGCGCGACCCAUCCGUGCUUCCCCCGCUUCUGGCACGCAACAGCAAAAAAGCAGCCUGCAAUUACUGCAGGUUCAAGCCCUGUAAUUGCAGCAGCCUGCAAUUACUGCAGGUUCAAGCCCGGCCCGAGGUUGACUCAGCCUUCCAUCCUUUAUAAGGUAGGUAAAAUGAGGACCCAGAUUGUUGGGGGGGCAAUAAGUUGACUUUGUAAAUAUACAAAUAGAAUGAGACUAUUGCCUUAUACACUGUAAGCCGCCCUGAGUCUUCAGAGAAGGGCGGGAUAUAAAUGUAAAUAAAUAAAAAAAAAAAAGCUAGCCAUCACUGCCAUAUGCACACAACUUCAGAAAUUUAAUGAGCAGUGUGUCAGCUUUUUUGUUCACUUCUCUGCAUAUGGAAAUUUAAACCGGGCCGUUCUUGCAGAAGAGCAGAAAAUAAGAUAAGAAAAUAAGAAUUUUUUUCCCGCCGAAGAGACGAUUUGUCAGAUCAGACGAGCUCUUGGAAGGAGCCAAGAUGGUAGCUUUUUGAUUCCAGCACUUUGUGAACAGAAGACUUAGUGACAGGAAAACAACAGGUCCUAUAAGGCUAGUCCUCGGCUUAUGACCACAGCUGUGCCCAACAUUUCUGUCAUUAAGUGAGCCAUUUGUUAGGUGAGUUUUGCCCCCAUUUGAUGACUCUUCUUGCCACAAGGGAAUUGCUGCACUUGAUAAGUUAUUAUCACGGUUAUAUAAUAAGUUGUUAUUGACGGUUGUUAAGGGAGUGCCUUUGAUUUUGCUCGUCGAAAGAUCGCAAAAGGGGGUCACACAGCAACAGUCAUAAGUACCGGUCAGUUGCCAAAGCAUCUGAAUUUUGAUCGCGUGUACGUGGGGGAUGCUACAAAGGUCGCAAUUGUGAAAAACAGUCAAAAGUCUCCUUUUUUUUCCUCCCCCAGUGUCGUUGAAACCGAACUAAUUUACUGAAGUCACUAAAUGAACCGUUGUAAGUCAAAGACUACCUGUACUCCAGAGUUUGAUGGAACUGCCCAGUAGGAAUUUUCCUCGGGAAGAGAAAAUUUGAAGUCGGGAAAAGCAAGUUGACUGCAGCUUGGCGCAAAGUAGGGUGAGGAUUAGAUUAGAUUAGGAAGAUUCCGAGAAUGGUGUUGAGUCUGCAGUUAAAUGACCGUAAUCCUUCAAACGAAGAUUGAAAAGGAACAUCGGUUAUUUGAUGACUUUUUUUAAGAUUAAGAUUAAAGAUGUCUUUAAUCUGUUUUCAGUCUCAUAGUGGAUGCUGACUUUUACAUUGGAUUCUUUUAAA